Molecule: messenger RNA, 1536 nt
Organism: Cuscuta europaea
Lineage: Eukaryota; Viridiplantae; Streptophyta; Magnoliopsida; Solanales; Convolvulaceae
Source: the annotation of a GenBank genome assembly
AACAACUUGAAAACUACUUCACAAUACGGAUCGGAGUACUAAAUAAAAGGUCGAUCAUAAUUCAUAAACCACAGGAAACAGCCAAAGGUUUCUAAUCAGAGACGAAGAUGAAGCUUCCUCUCUCUUCUUCUUCUUCCUCAAUAUCUCUCCUGAAGAAGGUCCGUCUCUCUCCUUUUCUCCUCACUCUUCUCGCCUUCAUCAUCGUCCUCGCCAUUCUCUACACCGAAGAUUUCUCCUCCUCCCAAUCCAACCAGAAUCUCCCGAUAUCACUCCCCGAAAUCAAGAAGAAGGGGCAGAAAUUGGCGUUUGCGGUCGGAGAGACAGAGGAAGGAUGCGAUGUAUUUAGCGGGAGGUGGGUCCGGGACGAGGAGAAGAGACCGCUGUACGAGGAAGAAGAGUGUCCGUACAUACAGCCGCAAUUGACCUGCCAGAAACAGGGCCGGCCGGAAAAGGGCUAUCAGCAGUGGAGAUGGCAGCCUCACCGUUGUUCUCUUCCCAGCUUUAAUGCGACAAUGAUGCUGGAAAGCCUUCGAGGGAAGAGGAUGAUGUUUGUGGGGGAUUCCUUGAACCGGGGCCAGUUUGUCUCCAUGGUUUGUCUUCUCCAUAAAAUUAUCCCAGAGAAAGCCAAAUCUAUGCAAGAAAAUGGCUCACUCACCGUUUUCACGGCUAAGGAUUAUAAUGCGACAAUCGAGUUCUACUGGGCACCAUUUCUUCUAGAGUCGAAUUCAGAUGAUGCAAUCGUACAUAGGAUACAAGACAGAGUGGUUCGUAAAGCUUCUAUAAACAAACAUGGCAAACAUUGGAAAGGGGUUGACAUAACCGUCUUCAACACUUACCUUUGGUGGAUGAUUGGUGUAGACUUCAAAAUACAGCAAUCAGGGAGAAUUGAAGAUAAAGAGAAAGAUGUUGUGAUAAUGCCAACGGAUGAUGCUUAUCGUAUGGCAAUGAAAAGUAUGGUGAGAUGGGUGAAGAAAAACAUGGACCCAAAGCGAACAAGAGUCUUCUUCACCAGUAUGUCCCCUUCUCAUCAAAGGGGUCAAGAUUGGGGAGGUGAAACAAGUGAGAAUUGUUACAAUCAAACAACACUGAUAGAAGAUCCCAACUAUUGGGGAUCAGAUUGCAGAAGAAGCAUAAUGCAAGUGAUUAGUGAGGAAUUUGAAAAGUCAAGAGUCCCAAUAACAUUUUUAAAUAUAACACAGCUAUCAAGUUAUAGGAGAGAUGCACAUACAUCAAUCUACAAAAAGCAAUGGAACCCUUUGACUCCUGAACAGCUGGCCAACCCAAUUAGCUAUGCUGAUUGUGUACAUUGGUGUUUGCCUGGACUUCAAGACACAUGGAAUGAACUUUUAUUUGUCAAACUCUUUUACCCUUGAUUUUAUUUUUUGCUUUCCUUUUGUACAAAAUAUAUGGCAACUAUAUACUUGGUAUAUAAACUAAAGCUUUUUGCAUGUAAGAUGGCUUCCCUUGAGUGGAAAUGAAAUGUUUCAAUACUUGAUAUGUUUCGAAAUGUUAUUUUUCAAAAAUUUAAAGUAUAAA